This is a messenger RNA of Eublepharis macularius, 2857 nucleotides long. RefSeq names its product calreticulin-like. The record is from RefSeq and is a predicted model, not a curated record. Gene Ontology annotation, cellular component: endoplasmic reticulum membrane; endoplasmic reticulum. Bases 66 to 866 code for a protein of 266 amino acids. Gene Ontology annotation, molecular function: calcium ion binding. Lineage: Eukaryota; Metazoa; Chordata; Lepidosauria; Squamata; Eublepharidae. Gene Ontology annotation, biological process: protein folding. The transcript has 7 exons.
ACAUGUUGACUGCGGUGGUGCCUAUAUUAAACUUUUUCCUGAAGAUGUGAAUCAAGAGACUUUGAAUGAAGAUACCAGGUCCAGAUAUAUGUGGAGAGGACAAAAAAAUAGUGCAAGUUAUUUUUAACUAUAAAGACGACUACUAUAUGAUCAAUAAGGACAUCAAAUGUGAGACAGAUGAUUUUACUCAUCUGUACUCUCUGAUAGUUCGUCCAGACCUUACUUAUGAAGUGAAGAUUGAUAAUUAUGUGGCCGAAGCUGGCCAUCUAGAAGAACACUGGGAUUUCCUUCCUCCAAAAACCAUAAUUGAUCCUGAUGCUCCAAAACCUGACUACUGGGAUGAAAGGGAAACUAUUGAAGAUCCCAUGGAUAAGAAACCAGAUGACUGGGACCAGCCAGAAAGAAUUCCUGACCCACAUUUUGAAAAACCAGGUGACUGGGAUGAAGAGAUGGAUGGAGAGUGGGCACCACCAUUGAUUCCAAACCCUGAAUAUAAGGGAAUGUGGAAACCUCGUAUAAUUAAAAAUCCCAAUUAUAAUGGCAUCUGGGUCCAGCCAGAAGUAGAUAACCCAGAAUACACUCCAGAUCCUAGUCUUUACAAAUAUUUCAACAUCAGUGUUAUUGGCUUGGAAGUUUUACAGGGAAGAUCUGGUACAAUCUUUGAUAAUUUUCUUAUUACAAAUGAUGAAAAGUAUGCUGAAGAUGCUGGUAAUGAAAUGUGGGGUGCUACGUAUGAAAGAGAAUGGAAGAGAAGAGAAAGGCAAGAUACGGUAUAUAAAAAGAUAAAUGAAAAGGAGGAACCAAAGGGAAAAGAGGAUAAGAAAGAAAAAAAUGAAAAAGAUCCCAAUGUUAAAGAUGAACUCUAAUGAAUCAAAAUAUAUUGCAUAAUUGCCACUCAAUAUGUUGUUCUUAAGUUUGGGGUACAAAUUGUUCAAUUUGUUAAUAUUUUUAAUAUCUAUUAUUGUAAUAUCUAUUGUUAUUUUGUAAUAUCUGUUGAUGAAUCCCAGACAUCAAAUGGCAAUAAAAAAUCAAGACAUAUAAAUUGUUGUGCUUCUAGAUGGGUAGUAAUAGUGCAAGUAAUGCUAAUAACUCGUACAGUGCAAUCCUAUGCAGAAUUACUCCAGUCUAAGCUUUUUAUGUAGGCAACUUGUGCAAUAUAGGGAUAUAAAAUAUAGCAUACAGCCACUGAUUUAAUUCCAUAGUGAUAUUCUUUGAUCUCCAAACCAGGGAUCAAUAACAUGAUAUGGGACUUAAUUCUUCCACCUCGUGUAAAAAUGUCUUUCCUAUUCAUGGUUUGCUGUAACUGUAAAUUAGUGUAACAUAUGCAAUAGAGCUAAUUACAGUUAUAACUAAGCAGGAUUGCCAAAACCAUGGUUUGCAAGAACUUCAAAGUAAACAAACCAAAGAAUAUCAUAGCAGGAUUCAUUUUUUCACCCUGUUAAGACGUCAUCCACAGGCAGGCACAGUACUAUCCAGCUCUUUAAAUGGAAAAUAAUAGAAUUCCGAACUUCCAAGAACUCUGCUUGAGGCUUAGUGAAGUCUGCCCAAUCACAGAAAGCCAUUGCAAGGCGGGUCUAGCAUAACCCACAGCUUUCUGUUUAAGCUUUUCCUUUUUAAAGAACAGAAGAUCAAGAAUCUGAAAGCAGGGUUCCAAAUUCUCAAAGAACUAGGUCUGUAACUCAUGAAUUCACAUGCAAGCAAUGACUGUGAGGAAGAACCUUAAGACACAAACUCAGGAACAGAGAGUAGGAAGAAGCUGUGAUUACCAAGACACAGAUGCAGCAUAGGAAAAGACCAAAGCAAUCAAUGAGAUUUCUCCUCUUAUGUUUAUUAUUGUUUAUAUGAUUGAACAUUGAAACUUGUUAAUAUUUUUUUUAAAAGGAAUUGAGAAUGAGAUAAAGGAGAAGGCACAUAACUGACACUAAUAUGAAGGUGUUAGUGACUGAGCUAAAGGUCAAGUUAGCACUUCAGUCACAAAAUAUUGAAAGGCUCCAAGCCAAGAUUCAUCCUAUGAUGGCUUGUUUCCAAAUGGGUCCUCCCUGCAGACGUCAAGGUGGUGCUUCUUGGGCUCUUCUGAGCCACCUCUACUCCACGGAAGUAGGAGGAAAACCAGAGCUGGCUCUGUGCUCUAGCAAAGAGAUAGUUUGGAGAAGGAGCAAGUAGAUUCCAGGAAACUCCGUGGCAAGCACCACAUUGGAAUUGCUGCCUCAAGGGUUGCAUCUUUCUUUUUGUACCUGAAAAUCUUAACUUUUAUAAGAUUAAAGCAUGCUGCCAGUCUUAUUUUAUGACAUUUUAAAACUAAAAUAUUAAAACUAAAAAUCAAACUUUUUAUUGUGGGUCUCCACUCGUGAUCUCUUUCCCUCCCUCUCUCUCUCUCCCUCUUCUCACUGAAACUCAAGGCAGAUUACACCCUGUGAGUCAAUACAAUCAAUAGGCUAAGACAUCUAGGACUGCAUAAAUCUAAAACAAAGUAUAAGUAUUAAACAUUACAUGUUAAUGCAGAAAAUAUUACAUAAGUAGAAAACAAUGCACUGAGCACAAGAAAAAACAUACAGCAACAGAUAAUACAUACUAUGUACAGUAGUAUAUUCUGUAGUCCCAUUCCCUUUAUUAAAACAUCCUCCUGACCAUUCAACCUAUUUGGGGGGGGGUGGCUUUUCACAGUCCACUGUUCAUCUUCACCCACAAUAUGUAUACUAUAUCAGAGUGUGCCCAUUAGCACAUUCAGAUUCACCUAUUGAAGCUGCCAGCAGUUGUGCAAUGUUUAUAGGAUCAGUAUGGAUUAGCAGACAAAGAGGAAGUCACAUUUAACCCCACUAUACUGUGUAUCUAGUUCACUAUUGCUCAGGACAGAGUC